Akanthomyces muscarius is the source of this 1806-nucleotide messenger RNA. RefSeq lists its product as uncharacterized. Gene Ontology annotation, biological process: DNA-templated transcription. The record is from RefSeq and is a predicted model, not a curated record. The coding region runs from base 1 to 1806 and encodes 601 amino acids. Gene Ontology annotation, cellular component: nucleus. The transcript is spliced from 3 exons. Gene Ontology annotation, molecular function: zinc ion binding; DNA binding. Lineage: Eukaryota; Fungi; Ascomycota; Sordariomycetes; Hypocreales; Cordycipitaceae.
AUGGAUAGUGCUGCGGAUCAAAGACAAACUACUCCAUCGGCAGACAAUGCCUUGAUUGAAGCUUCCGCAGGCCUUUCGCCUAAUUUUAAUCAGCCAAUUGGAGACGGCAUGUCAAUCCAGUGGUCUUCAGAGUUGGAGCAUCUUGGCCAGAAUGAAGCCUUCAUGCAAGAUAUUCCCGGCUUUUGGUCUCUUCCAUACGACGAUCCUUCCGUGCUAGGGGCUGCAGACGCUGUUGAUCCCAGUAUUGGAAACGAGGCUAUCUCACGUCCCGAAAUUCAGGCGUCACUCAACAGGCAGGAUCGCUCGACAUCAUUUAUUGGCUAUUCCAACGAAUCCGACCCCUUUUUGCUCGAACACUAUCCGUACAAUGCAGCUGAUGAGCUGGACUUUUUCAUGGUCACGUAUCGUCGGCCAUCGCUUCUAGGCCUGUCUGCCGGUCACGCGCCGAUUCAUUUCCUACAGUCGAGACCGCAAGCAGCAUUACAAAGUCAAGAAACGAUGGCAGGCUGUCUUGCGCUCAAGAAUGAACGAGAUUUACUGCAUGACCUUGUCAGUGUUGAAAUGGGUGUGGCACUGCUUCGACUCUACCAUCGCUUCAUAUUCCAGAAUCUCCCUAUUGUGUCAAGGACGAAACUUCAGGACGAAGAAAAAUUUAUCAAUUCUACUUCACCUGGUGUCCUGGCCGGCAUGUUUGCUCUUGCAAUGCCGUUUACUUCCUGGGACGAGCAGCUCUGUCUCGACAGCGCCUACUCAAAGCCAGAUUCAACCAAGCUAUGGCAGAUUUCUUACUCUUGCUUGCAAAAGGAAUUGCACUUUCCGAGCCUUUCCACGGUCCAGAUGAGCCUGCUAUUGCUGAAUACCACUACCUUUGAUCCAGUCGCCGUCGAGACGCCUUUUGCUUGGUCAUUGGCGUGUUCUGUGCUCGCCAUCGCGCAGUCUCUAGGCCUUCACAUUGAACCAAAUCGAUGGAAAAUCCCCGAAGACGAGAUAUGGCUGCGCCGACGACUCUGGUGGACUGUCGUUGUUGAGCACAGCUGGCGCGCAGUCACACAUGGUCGAUCGACAAUGCUGCGCGACGACGACUGCAAUGUUGCACCUAUCUCGCCUGGGGACUUUUCCGGCGCUGAAAACGACUACAAUGCGGCAGAGUACUUUAUUAAUUUCUGCUCGCUCACAAAUAUUGUUAGCGAAAUAUGCCGCAAUUUCUUCACUCUUCGAGCAGUAUCGCGCGUUCAAAAUCUGAAAGACAUUGUUGAUCGAGCAAGGCCGUUACAGCGCUCCCUUCAUCUUUGGCUGGAGGCUCUGCCUCCGUCCCUCCGCCUGGACCAGGUGCCCGACACAGCUGAUGAAAUCCCCGACAGCCGCGCAUCUCUUCACAUUGCCUACUUUACAGCACAUGUGUUGCUAUUCAGAGCGCUCUUACGUCCUAUCGUGCGCCAGAACUUUUUGAACGACGCUGUCGCCCAUGACGUACUCCAGGAGUCCCGCGAUUUUAUGAGAGCCCUGAUUUCUGUGGUGCGAAACCUAGACCUCAAAUACAUAUCGGCGUUCUGGCCGGCAUAUACUCGACACUGCUUUUGCUACCCAGGCUUGUUUUGCUAUAUGCUCUGCUUUCAGAAACAGUCGCCACAGCUUUUAUCUAGCGAUAAAGAAUUAUUUGCAACAUGGCGCAACGUGCUGCGAGCAAGAGUAGGAUCAUGGCCUUUACUGCGAUUUGCCGUUGUCAAGGUGGACGCUGUAUUUUGGAAGAAGAUGGACCACACAACUGGGAAGGGUGCAGUUCCGGCGGGCUCAAAUUGCCAUUAA